UCCGCCUCCAAGCGCGGGGAGGUGUGCUGUUUCUUUGCGAUAAAUCCUGCCGCUUCCUGGGCGCUAAACAUUACCAGCGAGGGUUUUGAAGUUACUAAUUAUGUACGCCUUGGACUCGCGUGAGUACAGUUUAAGGGGCCAGAAGCUGGCUAUCUAGAAGCCACCCCCUCAGAGACCGUCCCCCCCUCUGCAACUUCUGCUGUACUUGGUUCCGCCAAGACCCACGACGGUUCCGCCCCCUUCUUCCUUGUCAUUGAUGUUGUUGUUCUUGUCAGUGCCGCAUCCCCGACCGCCGGGAGCUCGAACCCGAGCGGGGGCCGCCCGGGUGGCGCGGUGGCGGCGGCAGCGGCUGCGGCUGCAGCAGCUGCGACGGCUGGGGCUGCUCCGUGGACUGCGGGGGCGGCCGGGGGCUGGCAGCCGGGGCCGGGGCCGGAUGGCUCUGUGCGGGCAGGCGGCAGGCGCCGCGUCGCUGCCCAGCGAGCUGAUCGUGCACAUCUUCUCUUUCCUGCCCGCGCCCGACCGGCUGCGGGCCUCAGCUUCCUGCUCGCACUGGCGCGAAUGCCUCUUCUACCCUGCUCUUUGGCCCCAGCUCCGCAUCUGCCUCCGCGUCUCCCCCGCGGAGCAGCCUCGGCUCGAAUUCCUCAUGCGCAAGUGCGGCUGGUUCGUGCGAGAGCUGCGUGUUGAGUUCGCCGCCGAGAAUUACCUGAGCGGUGGCGGCGGCCCGGGCGACGGAGGCGGCGCGGACACAGGGACUGGCGGGGAAGAAGUCGAGGCCCUGCAGCUCUCAACCCGUUGGCUGGAAGUGCUGCGCACCUACUUAGAGCUGGUGCUGUGCGUGCUGGUCAGCAUCCGGAACAACAGGAACCUCCAGAAGUUUAGCCUUUUUGGAGACAUAAGUGUUCUACAACAGCAAGGAAGUUUGUCAAAUACAUACCUCAGCAAGGUGGAUCCUGAUGGCAAAAAAAUUAAACAAAUUCAGCAGCUGUUUGAAGAAAUACUGAGUAAUAGUAGGCAACUGAAAUGGCUGUCCUGUGGGUUUAUGCUGGAAAUAGUAACCCCAACAUCACUGUCAUCUCUCUCAAACUCAAUUGCCAACACCAUGGAGCACCUGAGCUUGCUGGACAACAAUAUUCCUGGUAACAGCACCCUUAUCACCACAGUUGAACUGGAGCGAUUCGUGAAUCUGCGCUCACUUGCCCUGGAUUUCUGUGACUUUACAGCUGAGAUGGCAAGAGUCUUAACCGAUAGCAACCAUGUGCCUUUGCAGCGACUGUCUCUCCUGGUCCACAAUGUUUCCGUGAUGCACAAGUCUCUGGAGAACAUGCCAAAUGACGAGCAUUGGAAAGCCUUGUCACGAAAGAGCACCAGCCUUCGGGUCUACAUAAUGGCCUUUGAUAUCAAGAGUGAAGAUAUGUUAAAGAUUCUGAAACCCAGUAUACCACUAGAGAGGAUUCAUUUUGACAGCUACAUCACUUGUGUUUCAGGAGCAAUUGUUGAUCUUAUAUCCAGGCAGUAUGAUAAGUUCCUCACUCACUUUAUAUUAAUGAAUGAUGUGAUUGACACGUCUGGUUUUCCAGAUCUUAGUGACAACCGAAAUGAAGAUCCGUUGGUUUUAUUAGCUUGGAGGUGUACAAAGCUCUCUCUCCUGGCAAUUCAUGGUUACACAGUGUGGGCGCACAACCUCAUUGCCAUUGCUCGUCUUCGUGGCUCUGAUCUAAAAGUACUUGAAGUCACUGAAGAAAGCAUUGAUUUUGACCAAGGUGAACUGGCCGACCAGGAUGUGGAUCCAGUGCAUAACCUUAUUGAGCAGGUGUCCCUGGGCCUGGGUCAACCUUGGCACGCGGUCAUGGACAUCGAAUCACUCAGUGUCUUCACUGAACCAAAUCGUCAUUUUUACAGAGAGAUGCAAAGCUUCAGCGAAGACAUUUAGCUUUUUUUUAAUGUACAAUUCCUGUGGUUACAUAUGCAAGUAGGGUCCUAUUAUGUUUUUUUUUUCAGUAGUGUGAAUUAAUCCCUUUGUGCCGUGUUUAAUCAGUAUUAGCUUUAUAGAAUUAUAUAUGUAUAUUCUACUUCUUGAUCAAAGAACGUAGUCGGGUAUUGGUUUAGAAGUUCAAAGUGACAAUGCAUAGGGCUUUCACGGUUAAUGGACUUGUUAUCAAACCUUAAGGACAUAGAACCGAAGGUUGUCUGAGGUUGCUGGCUAACUUUUAUUUUUCACUGAGUUACUCUGCCUUUUGAUGUUUUUAUUCUUUGUGUGUCAGAGUUCAGAGCUCAGGAGCCAAAAUAUUUUUAUACAUAUAUAGAUAUAUAUCCAUAGCCUGUUGGAUUUGUAUGCAAUGCACUGCAUUCAUGCUUCUGGUAGCAUUUCAUUAAUUUUUAUUUGAAACGGAAGAAGGGAGGACAGUAUGAUCCCAAAUGAGUUACCUUUAACAGGAAAGCCAAGACUAACUUUCAUUACAUAUAUAAUAGUUGAUAUCACCAAUUACCAUUCUCAAUUUUGUAUAAUACUAGGUUAGAACACUGCUUAAUCCUUUUUUAAAAAAAUGCAUUUACAUAAACAUGAAUACUCAAAUUGUUAGACUUUUUUUUAAACUAUAUCAAUUUUAUUCAUCAAUUACAUUAUACAUUCAAGUUAGCUUUUUAGCCCAGAUUUCAAAUAGUGGAGGAAGAAACUGUAUUCCAGGGUAACACCUCCUUAAAAGAAAAUCAAAAAGCAGAGUUGUAAACACACAUGCUUGCAAACAAACAUUAGUCGUGAAAUCCCUAGCAACAAGUCACUGGAUUUUUCUCUGUCAGCGCGCGUGUCAGCUGCCAAAGAAUAGACUUAACUGAAGAAGUGCCCACAUGCUGGCAGGGGCCGGCCCACUCUGGCCAGCCAGAUACUGCUAGAUUGUAAUAUUUAAGGUCGAAUUUCGACCUGUGGUACACAGCUGUGCUGUGGCUCAGUCAGCAACCUCAGAACUCUGAAAAAACAAAACAAAAAAAAAGAAAAAAAAACCAUGCACCUGUUUCACUGUGAAUAGUGAAUGUAAAGGAAAGAAAGGAAAAACUGAAAGCUUGUUCUAUCACAGGUAUGAGCUGCUAUGAUACAUGAAGAACAUUCCAUGAAGUAUGUUUUAAAACCUUGUUAUAUCUGAGAGGCUUUAAAAGCCGACUUAACUGUUUCAGGGCAACCGCGGUACAGACGUGGUCUCUGUGAGACUUCCACCUGACCCCAGUUUUAAGUGGUACGAAUGUUGUGCAUUUAAUGUUAAAGGACAGUCUGCAAUAAUAAAGUAAGUAGCCAACGUGGGUGCCCAGCAGUGCUGAGACCUGGCUGCUCUAUUGUAAGCUUUGGAAACACAAUUUAUGCAACAGAUGUCCAGAUAUGAUUCUAUUUAUGGAAAAAGUUUAUAUGUAUUUUACAAAUGGUUUUACCAUCUUAUAUAAAAUGACCUUUUGACAGGUGUGCACUGUUUUGUCUCCAGUGAGCACAUACCAUGAGGAUUUUAUAUGUACAUCAGUAGUGUGAAUCCACUGGCACAGUGUGUGUAAAUGCCAGAUGUGGUGAGAUUUUAUCUUAUAAAUGUGAUCAGAUAAAAUAAAUCCUGACAGAAACUGUAAGGAAACCAGCUGAAUGUUUGACCUGAUGACUGAUGUUGUAUGGUUUAUGUUAAAUGUAUAUUCUUUUAAUCAAUGAAUAAAGCAUUAAAAAGUGA
Ailuropoda melanoleuca (giant panda) is the source of this 3698-nucleotide messenger RNA. It is a transcript of the gene FBXO33, whose product is annotated as F-box protein 33. Gene Ontology annotation, molecular function: protein binding. Gene Ontology annotation, biological process: positive regulation of protein ubiquitination. The transcript is spliced from 4 exons. The record is from RefSeq and is a predicted model, not a curated record. Bases 257 to 1930 code for a protein of 557 amino acids. Lineage: Eukaryota; Metazoa; Chordata; Mammalia; Carnivora; Ursidae.